Heterocephalus glaber (naked mole-rat) is the source of this 3359-nucleotide messenger RNA. RefSeq names its product TNF alpha induced protein 8 like 3 (gene Tipe3). The record is from RefSeq and is a predicted model, not a curated record. Lineage: Eukaryota; Metazoa; Chordata; Mammalia; Rodentia; Bathyergidae. Gene Ontology annotation, cellular component: cytoplasm. Gene Ontology annotation, biological process: regulation of apoptotic process.
AACACGGUGAGUGUAGGGGAGCCAAGGUCAAGAAGGUCUUAAAAACUUGGGGAGCCCCCAGGAUGGUUGUGCAGGAUGGACACACCCAGGGGAGCACUAGGUUUUCUGAUGCUUCCCCAGGCAGCGAUGGAGCAUGCCGGGGACCCCAGAGGGUGGUAGCGCUGAGGCAGAAGAGGGAAGGUACGAAUGGCAUUUCAGAGAAAUCAACACCAGAAGCUGGUGGCAGAUUGCAGAAAGCAAGGGGAGGAGAAGGAGAGCGGAAGGAGACAGCGGCAUGUGGAGUUGGGUCCUGAUGUGUUUAGUUCAAAGAGCCUUGCCCUGCAAGCUCAGAAGAAGGUCCUGAGCAAAAUAGCCAGCAAAACCAUGGCCAACAUGCUGAUCGAUGACACCAGCAGCGAGAUCUUCGAUGAGCUCUACAAAGUCACCAAAGAGUACACCCACAACAAGAAGGAGGCCCACAAGAUCAUGAAGGACUUGAUCAAGGUGGCCAUAAAAAUCGGAAUCCUCUACCGGAACAACCAGUUCAAUCAGGAAGAGGUGACCCUGGUGGAGAAGUUCCGGAAGAAGCUGAACCAGACCGCCAUGACGGUGGUGAGCUUCUAUGAGGUGGAGUACACCUUCGACAGGAACGUGCUCGCCACGCUGCUGCACGAGUGCCAGGACCUGGUGCACGGACUGGUGCGGCGACACCUCACGCCUCGGACCCACGGACGCAUCGACCACGUCUUCAGCCACUUCGCCAACCUGGAGUUCCUCUCCACCCUCUAUCGUCUGGACGGAGACUGCAGGCCCAGCCUCAAGAGGAUUUGUGAAGGCAUCAACAAAUUGCUAGAUGAGAAGAUCCUCUGAGUCGUCGUCCCCCUGAACUCUGCUUCUUUAAAGUCCCGUCCUCCAGCCUGGUCCAAGUGAGAAUCAAAACAACAGCAGAACCCUGUCGUCGAUGUCCGUGUCUGUCCCACACAUCCUGUGAUGCUGACGCCUAACUGAGCUCAGGUGCGUCCACCCCGCUCCCACUGUGGAGUUCUGGGCUUCCAAUCACCAUGCUCGAAAGCCUGUUCAAAGCAGAAGCUGUUUGCUCCUCGAGGUGAGCUCGGGGCAUCUCAGAGUGGAAAGAGGCCUGGAGGGAGUCCGAGGAGAGUGACCCAGUUACAGCUGCGCCUGUCCCGCCUCUGCCCCUGUGUCCUGGCCCCCUCCCCACAGCGGCCGCCUGCCUCACAGGGCCCUGUGAGGAUGGAAGGAGGUGAUUGUCCACUCCUUCGAAAGCUGGCAUGGAAGGUCUUGAUGUUUUCUAUCUGCUAGAGGGAUCAACCUAGAUCUCCACUAUGAACAGCAUGGAAGAAAAGAACCACAGAAUCGGACGGGUGGCUUCAAAAUAAGAUGGAAUCAAGGGUGUGAAAUACACUUGCAAAUUGAAACAUGCUGUUCAAGAGUUGGGUUUGGGUCUCAGAGUGCGGGUGUACGACGCCGGGGUGGGACACUUUCCACAGGGGUGGGGACAGUUUCCUGGCUGGCCCUCACCCCAAGCACGGAGAACCGUGCACCCCUCCGGGGCCACCGACCCAGCAGCUCGGGACAGGCAGGCAGCUGAGUCCCCAUUCAUCCUUCUUGGCCUUUCACAGUCGUUUUGUGGUGUCUUCUCUGGUUCGUUAAUAAAACAAAACCACCCUUCAAACAAGAGGUCUUAGAGUCAUAAUUCUUAAAAAUUCCUUGGACUUAGAUUCAGUGCUGGGAAUACAGUACUGACCGGAAGAAGAAAGUAGAGAGCAAGGGUCCACACCCAGACCCAGGCAGGCGCCGGAGAGCGUGGCGCAGGGCAGAUUUCCAGCUGUCGUGGCCCGAACCCCGGGAGGGCAGCGGGCUCCGCCCUGACAGCGCAGCCCAGUGCCUGAGUCCGGCUUCUGGUCUCUGAGGACCACGCGGGGGCGCCAUGCGGCCCGCGCGCAACCCCGGGGCCAGGGCGUCCGCCUUGAGCGGCCUUCCGCCUGGGACCCACAUCCCCAGCACGCCGACGCUUUGUGCAGGGCAGGCCUUCAGCCCAGGGCGCAGGUGCGCCCGGAGGAAGGAGAAAGCGGAUCGAUCGCGGGACUUAGCACUGCCCCUUUCUCCAUCGAGGCAGGCGAGGCCGAGUCCCCUCAGGCUAGGGCCUGGACGAAGUCGGCGCCCCCUGCCCGGGCGAUCCUGGCUGUUGGGCAGCGCCAGGGGAGCUGUGGGCAGCGGGCUCCCUCCUCCCCUCGCCCGCCAGCCGAUGGUCACAGGCAGAGUCCUAGAGUGGGCUCGUUUCUCCUUCAGGAAAUGAGGAAGAACUGUGCAGAGAGCCCAGGCACGAGAGGACAGGAGGAGCUGUACUCUGCCCACGGAGACGAGUGGGCAGGAGGCAGAGCUCCGAGGGAAGGUGCAGGCCUCUGCUCUGUGCAGGCCUGCACGCCGCAGACUCAGAGUGAGGCCGAGGUGGGUUUUGAAGCCCGCGCCUCUGAGGAUGCUGCCCAGGGAAAGACCAGCAUUCCCACCAGCAGCUCUCAGCAAGCCCUGCGGUGUGGACUGCCUCGGCCUCCCCAACUGAGGGAGCCAGUGGGCUAACCCCAAAGCUUGUCAUCAACUGCCAGAGUGGGCUGGGCUGCCCAGGCACAAGUAACCCCCACUCCUCUAAAAGCACAGGGCCAAAACGGAUCCAGUGUGCACAUUUCAAACACAUUACUGGCGCCUAAAGCCAAGUGACUCCCGACUGUAGUCUGGCAUCUGAAAGGCCUACAGAUUUCAAUAUUUACAUACCAAUCUUGGCACCAAAGAGGGACUCACAGUAGUCACACUAGUUUGUCUCCAGGACUCCAGCCGAAGAGGCCAACGGGCACUUCCAGAACCCUGGUCUUCCCUCUGUACAUGCACAGAGUCUGUGCUCAGGACUCUGCAAAAUUUUCCAAUAUUGAGAACCCCAAAGCACAGUUAGAAUAUCUGCAUUGAGGUGUUGCCCAUGGCAAAGGCUAACAUUUUUGCAAGAAUGAUGGCAAAGGAAACCAAUUUCAGAAGAAGCAACAAUGCAAGAUCGCUUCAUGGAGUCCCACGUAGGGUCAGAGCAGUGCAUGGCUCAGCCAGUCACUUGUUGUUUCAGAGUGGGCGUGGCAGGAGCAGCACCUCAGGAAAUGUCAUUGCAUCUUCAGCUGUCCAUGUGUCCCUGUCACUCACCCUCCAUGUUUGCAUGAGUCCUGAUCCCUUAGAGACUCCAGGUCUCUUCUCAGUGACAGAUCAAAAUGAGAAGAUUUCUCCAAACCCCCUUCUCCCUCAUCUGUAUAUUUUUCAGGAACAAAUCAGUAUGUUCAUCAGCUGCUCCGAUGCGCAUGAGUGCAUUUAGAUUUAAAAAGAAA